Acanthosepion pharaonis is the source of this 720-nucleotide messenger RNA. The record is from the annotation of a GenBank genome assembly. Lineage: Eukaryota; Metazoa; Mollusca; Cephalopoda; Sepiida; Sepiidae.
AUGUAUCCAAAAAUUGUAACAUUUACAACCUUUAUUUCUCAUACGUCGCCACCCACCUCUUUUACUCCCAUCCCUUAUUUGCCUUCCUCUUUUUCACCCUCACAUAACACUUCUCUCACCCCCUUUCACUAUCUCUCGCUUUCAUUCCUAUCCCAUCCAUUUACCGCUCUCGUUCACUCUCAUCCCCUUUUUGCCUUUUUCUUUUUCACACUCCUCUCACAUUUCUCUCGCCCACUUUCAGUCUCUCUCGCUUUUUCUCAUCCCAUUAAUUCACUCUCCCUCUUUCAUUCUCAUACUCUCUUUGCUCUUUUCUCUUUCGCCUUCGCUUCAUCCUUCUCUUAUCUACCUUUAAUCUCUCUCCCCCCCUCUCUCUCUCUCUUUCACUCUCACCCCCCACAUUCACUCACUCAUUCUCUCUCUCUCUUUCACUCUCAUUCCUUACAUCCCACUCACACUUUAACUCUUAUCCCCUCUUUGCCUUUUUCUCUUCCACGCUUAUCACAUCCUUCUUUCAUCCACAAACUCUCUCUCUCUCUCUCUGUCUCUCUCUCUCUCUCUCUCUUUCAAUUAUGCCUUACAUCUGAUUACUCCUUUUACUUUCAUCCACUCUUUGCCUUUUUCUCUUUCGACCACACAUCAUCCUUCUCACAUCUAUCUUCACUCUCUCUCCGUCUUUCUUUUACUCUCAUCCCAUACAUUUCCCUCCCUCUUUCACUAUAA